ACACCAAAAAUAGACAUCAGAAAACAUCAGUGGUUUGAGCCCUUCUACACUGGAGAGAAAAUCCAGCUUGACUGUAAUAUGACUGGUGUUGGUUGGGAGUACAGCUGGUAUAAAGUCAAAGAAUCAAAGCAAAUAAACACGAAUUCAGCAUUGACUAUCAGCUCAGCGUUGGUUUCUGACACUAGUGGAUAUCUCUGCAAAGCAAACAGAGGAGAAUUCUCAGUGGACAGUAAGACGCUAGAUGUGGAAGUUCAAAAGCGACCUGAACCACAAAUCCAGUUAGAAUGGACAGAAGCAUUUACUGGUGAAAAAAUGUCUAUGCAAUGUUUGAAUGUAUCGCCUAUGAAUGUAAAGGAAAACUGGAGCUUUAUGUGGUUCAAGGGUUCAAAUGAAAUUGUAUCUAAUGAUGGAACAAACGCAAAAGGAAAUACUCUCACACUCUCAGUUCAGUCCAGUCAUAAAGGGAAAUAUGAGUGUCAAGCUAAGCUGAAGGACAGGCCGGUGGAAACUGCAAAAAGCAAUACACAACAGUUAACAGUUCAUGCUCUUUCAGUUCCUGAGCUGGAACUGACGACUGCUCUGAGUGACAUCAUGAUGGGUAAAAUGACCCUCAAGUGUGACAUCUCAGAUGGCAGAGAGUGGAACUACACCUGGUAUGAGAAUGAAAAGAUGCUGAAUGUCUCAGAAUCAGCAACACUGUCGGUGACAGGAAACGAAGAGACAAUUAAAAGUGAGUUUAAAUGCAAAGGAGUAAGGACGGAGAGACCACUGUUCUCUGCUGCAAGUGAUGGCUUUGUGGCCAAUAAUUUAUUACUCAAAAGAAAAAUACUCCUGGCCAUCUCUGGAUGUCUUGUCUGCUGUAUUGUAAUCCUGAUCAUUGGAUGUAUUGCUCUAAAAUUUGGGCGUAAACCAGUAGAGAAAAAAGAUCCCAUAGAAAAUGACCUGUUCUUCAAAAUGACAGACUCCAAUAACCAAACAGCUACACCCUUGAAGGAGUACAUGGACAACACGGCAAUAGAGAUUGAAGAAUGUAAAGAAAUAGAAGAACUGCUCACUAAUGAUGCUUCAGUCACUCAAGAGGAUGAUGCGAUUAAAGAUGAGCCAGUGGACUCGCCAGCAGCAAAACCAAAUGGCUUGACAUCAUUUAAAGGAAUAUGAAUUAUUUCUCAGCAAUCAUCAUUAUUCUGGAGUGUCUGUUUGCACCGAGGCAGCUCAACAACAUGUGCUUAACUCAAAAAUAACAUUUUAUGUGCUUUUGUAUAGGCUGAAAACCUUGUUUAUGGCCUGAAAACAUUUGAUAUGCAUUGGAAAGUGAUAUUACAAGUGAUAUGAAUGUGAAAUGGAAGUUAUUAAGAGGUAACAAAAGUGUAUAAAGCUAAUCUGUUAAUUACUUUACUACACCAUAGGAAGCAAGAAUUGUUUGUAAGACAUGAAUAAGUGCUAUUGUAAUUUAUUGGCAUAUUGAACAAAAAUGUUUGUUUUUCUAUAUACUAUGUGAAUGUGACAUUUAAAUGUAAACUCUGCAUAAUUUUAUUUCAUUAUUUUCUCCCUCCGAAGUAUUGCUUUUUUCCAUUUAAGUUUAUGGUAUUAAUGUGUUUGUUGUGGCUUAUAUUUCCAUUUAUUUAAUUUUACAGCUAUACUGUAAUUCUACAUUUUCUAUUAACAAAUGCAAUCUCAGCCAUCAUCAAGCAAAAUCUUGUUUUUUAUGUCUCAUUGCUAUUUUUUUUUCUUUCAUUGUAUAUUUAGUUUUAAAGGUAGUUUUUCAAGCUGUUUGGACAGACAUAUGUGCAUGUAUGGUGUAUAGACCGUCAUAUUGGGGAGAUAUAAACACAACCAGUCCUUUUUUUUUCAAUUUAACAACAUAAAAAAACGGUGGACCAAUUGGAGCGGUUUUCAGAUCGACCGCAACUUUACGUAGGAGUACGGUCCCCCCGCCCACCGAAUUGAUUGACAGCUGCACGUAUUAACAUGUCCCGGUAGUCAUGUGCAUAAUAAUAUCAACAAGACCAGACGUGCUCAAAGCAACUGGGAAUAAAAGGUGUGUUCAGUUCGUUAGGAUCAUCAAUCAUCAUCAAAUGUGAUCAAGAGUGAGUUUCACAUGGUUAAAAUGUUUUAAAACAGAGCACGUGUGUAAUGAAUUACAGCGAUUUAGCUUAGCUUUACUUCAUCAGCACAGCCGCGUGUCAGAACAAUUAUAAAGGAAGACGCUUCAGUCCCGGUUUGUGGACGUUAAAUCAGGUUUAUUUUGUACAUUUCCAUAACAGAUAUCCAUACAGCAGUGGAGAUUAACCUGUAUCCUGUCACAUUUGCGUGCAAAAAGAGUGCAAAGCUAAACGGGCACUCCGUCUGUCUGUGUGUGUCUGCUGCAGUGUGUGUAUGCGCGUGUGAACUUUGUGUGAACCUGCCAUGCAACGGCACAAUAAAUACUAAUUGGUAAAGUUCGUACUGUAGUAUUUCUCACAAACGCUAAGUGAGAUCUGCUUCCUUUAGGUCUGUCUGUUGUCUGACGCUUCCGAGGGAGGAGAUUAAGGCACGCAGAAAGGCACGUAGAAACGGUGGGCGGGGAGGACUAGCCUUAAAGAAGCAGUACACCAAAACCGCCACCCAGUGAAAAAAAUGUAUAAAUAGGAAUUUGAUAAAAGGUAUAAUAAAAAAUCUGAUGGGUGUUUUGAGCUGAAACUUUACACACACUUUCUGGAGACACAAAAGACUUAUAUUAAAUCUGAAAAAAGGGCUAACCUAGGUGCCCUUUAAGCUAGAAACAACUUUGUGAAAUUAUAUAUAUAUCUCAAUGCUAGGAAAAAUGUUACUGAAUUUUCAUAUUUGAUUUUAAUAUGGAUUCUAUCACAGUUAAUAUUAAAGCUGAUGUAAAUAUUCUUAAUGAAAUAUUAUGAUUAUUAUAAUAUAUUAUGUAUUGACGACAAUUAUAGUUGAAAUCGAGCAUCGGAAUUGGAAAAAAAGAUACAGAUUUAUUAUUUAUUUCAGAAACUGAUGAUUCUGUGGUUUUCAAACACAAAAUAGAAUGUGUAUUGUGUGAAAAUGUCUUGUAGAUGGCAGAGAAGAAUGAACAGACUGGUUCAUCAUCAGAUAGAAAGACAACAGUAACUGAAAACUUGAAGCAGAUGAGAUACAGCAGAACAGAGCACACUGCUGCCAUUUUUCCUACUGCUAAUAUUUCUGGAUUCUGUAUUUUUACUUGUGCUUGUCUUUUUAUGUAUCAAACAUCUAUAUUUUACAUUAAAAUAUUACAUGUA
Messenger RNA from Danio aesculapii, 3254 nucleotides. RefSeq lists its product as uncharacterized. Bases 79 to 1158 code for a protein of 359 amino acids. The transcript is spliced from 9 exons. Lineage: Eukaryota; Metazoa; Chordata; Actinopteri; Cypriniformes; Danionidae. Gene Ontology annotation, biological process: cell surface receptor signaling pathway. Gene Ontology annotation, molecular function: transmembrane signaling receptor activity. The record is from RefSeq and is a predicted model, not a curated record.